CAUGUCCGCCUCCAUAGUGUAGAGAACCGCAGAUAUCUCAGUGACUUUUGCAUUUCAGGACUCAACUCCACAAUGGUUGUUGCAGACUCGCAGUCCUCCGACACAGAGACCAUCCUUCGUGUCAGAGGCCGACUCGAGUUCAGAUGUCAGCUGGACAGCAAGGAUGUCAUCUCAAAAACUUUCAAGGGGCUUCACGCUCAGGUGAAAUCUGAAUCCUGUGUUCUGGCCAUUUGUGACAGUCCUGUUAUUAUUUGGCCUAAUAGAGGUGUUCAUGCAACACCUGAAGAAAUAACUCCAGAAACAUUGUGCGAAGAUUUACAUCAGUGGAUACAGACAGAUGAACAGGAGAGUGGUGGCAAAAGAUCUGUAAAAAAGAAAAUCAAAAAAAGUUCAGGAGCGAGUGUCAUUAACCUUCGGCUGAUGAUGGAGACGACAAAGACAGGCCCUCUUUCAGUCCCAAUCCUCAGCAGGACAGUCCAGAAAUCCCACUUCCUGUCUACAACUCUUCCCAUGGACUGUGUGGUCCGCACCACCUGCAACGACACGAUCAAAGAUGCCUUUGAGCGCCUGUUGGAGGCGCUGACUGAUCAGCUGUGUGAGAUGGAGAAAGUGACCCUGCAGUACAUGAAGGGGACCACGCUGCUGAUACCUGAACCGCUCCACUUCCUCCUCCCAGAGCCUAAAGGACUGAUGACUGUGGUUUACCCGACAGGAGUGCCUGACAGCCAACUACAGACACAGCGUCAGGAACUGCAUCAACAGUUUGAGCUACCAGAUGACAGGCCCUUUUUUAGAAGAGCCAACGCUUACCACUUUCCUAAUGAGCCCUACAAAGAUGGUUACCUCCGAAAUCCACAUCUGGUUCUCACACAUCCCACGCUGGACAAUGGGAAGGUGUACUUGGUUCAGGGGAUCUACAGCUAUCACCACUACAUGCAGGACCACAUGGAUGACAAUGGCUGGGGCUGUGCCUAUCGCUCCCUCCAGACCAUCUGCUCCUGGUUCCAGCAGCAAGGCUAUGUAGAGCGUACCGUACCCACUCACAAGGAGAUCCAACAGGCUUUAGUCGAUGUUGGAGACAAACAAGCAUCCUUUGUUGGGUCUCGCCAGUGGAUCGGAUCCAUCGAGGUUUCGGCUGUUCUGAACCAGCUGCUAGGUGUUACGUCCAAGAUCAUGUUUGUGAGUCAAGGUUCUGAGUUGGCAUCCAAAGGCAGAGAGCUGGCCAACCACUUCCUUACUGAAGGGACACCCAUCAUGAUUGGAGGCGGAGUUUUAGCUCACACUAUUCUGGGUGUGGCGUGGAGUGAGACCACCGGGCAGAUCCGCUAUCUCAUCCUAGAUCCACAUUACACAGGAGCAGAGGACUUACAGGUUAUCACAGACAAGGGCUGGUGUGGCUGGAAAGGACCCGAUUUUUGGGAUCAAACUGCGUAUUAUAAUCUGUGUCUGCCUCAGAGGCCAAAGGUCAUCUGAGCUCAGACAUCAUGUGACAUUGGUAAAGCAUCCACAAAACUCCAGAAUGACACCAUAACCUGUUUGUCUUAUAGAAAUGUGUCCAGUUUUGCAAACUUAACUCUAAUGAUGUUAAAUUUAACGUAAUUUCCUCAUACCAUUUUGGUUCUACAUAAUUUAUAGUCUCAGCAACAAAGGCACGACUACAGAUGGAUGUCUUUUGGUAUUUAAAAAGAAAUUGACUGUUAUCAAGUACUGCACUUUUUGUGCUCUCCAUUAUUUAAUAUUACAAAGGCUGAUAAAAUAUGUAUCUAGACAGGCUGAUUUCAUUUUAAUGCCUCAACAACAACAUAGUUUCAUCAUUGUUUUAUGGUGCUGGGAGACAUAUAACGGAUUUUACAAACAAUUAAACUGCACAGUACAUUUUGUUCCAAA
Molecule: messenger RNA, 1887 nt
Organism: Plectropomus leopardus (leopard coralgrouper)
Lineage: Eukaryota; Metazoa; Chordata; Actinopteri; Perciformes; Serranidae
Gene: ufsp2
Product: ufm1-specific peptidase 2
Biological process (GO): proteolysis
Cellular component (GO): nucleus; endoplasmic reticulum
Molecular function (GO): deUFMylase activity
Source: RefSeq, a predicted model, not a curated record